Messenger RNA from Drosophila willistoni, 4534 nucleotides. RefSeq names its product Fanconi anemia group D2 protein (gene Fancd2). The transcript is spliced from 13 exons. NCBI's taxonomy places the organism in Eukaryota, Metazoa, Arthropoda, Insecta, Diptera, Drosophilidae. Bases 58 to 4506 code for a protein of 1482 amino acids. The record is from RefSeq and is a predicted model, not a curated record. Gene Ontology annotation, biological process: double-strand break repair involved in meiotic recombination; mitotic intra-S DNA damage checkpoint signaling; homologous chromosome pairing at meiosis. Gene Ontology annotation, cellular component: condensed chromosome; nucleus. Gene Ontology annotation, molecular function: DNA polymerase binding.
ACUGUUGGCGCCUUUAUAGCUGCGAUUUUGUUUUUUGUUUAUUUAUAAGAUUUAACCAUGUAUCGCAAUCGCAAAAAGCGAAAUCAAAAGCCAUUAAAUGCCAUAGAUGAAAAUGACACCAUAAAAAUUCCGCGUCAUGAGGACACCAGCAAAGAUGAGGCAAACACAGAAGUUUCUAUUGAAUUCAUGAGCAGUGAGGAGAAUAUACCAGCAUCCCAGGAGCACACUCAGCGUUUCCUUUCCCAGCACAGCACAAUUUUGGCAGCCACCUUGGGUCGGACACAAUCGUCGGGAAGAAAUGGCUUGGGAACUUCUCGUCAGCCAAAUAGUUUCUUCGAGCUUGUUCUCAUAAGAUCUGGCGUGCAAUUGGAUCAAGGUGAUACUUUUGUUCUCUCUUGUGACCAUGUUUCCAUUGUCUCGAAGCUUCGGGAUAUUUUUCUACGCGCCCCGGGCUAUGCCGACAAAGUGGAAACAUUUAAAACUGGCCUCAAUUUGGCGCUGUCUUCCAAAUCAAAAAUGGCACAGAAGCUGCUCAGUGGCUGCACGGUGGAUGCUGCAGGCGAGGAGCAAAUCUAUCAGUCACAAAACAGCAUUUUUAUGAACUUUCUAAUGAUUGAUUUCCUGAGAGAACCUUGCCUCGAGGUGUUAUUAAACAAAAUCGAAGAGAUGGCCACAUCAGAGGAUCUCCUGAGUGGACAGGCGGUUGGAGGAGGCAUUUCAUUAUUGCCACUCAUGCUCGCUCAAUUGCGUUAUAUGACCCUGUCGCAUAGCGAAGAAAUCUACAAACGCAUAGAACGUGUCUUUAACAAUGCCCAUCAAUCUGCCAGAUUGGACAUUAUCAAUAAUGCCGAAUUUGUACUCGAUGCCAGCAAGCAUGAUGAAUUUGUGGACUUGCUUAUUAUAAACUACUCAUCCAAUGAAGAACUCUUUCAUAUGACCACCGUGCAAACGCUGAGCAAUUUAUCGUUGAGUCCAGGAGUUCAGAGUAGACUAUGUGGACGGAUUUUGGAAUUCAUAACAAGUGGCUGCUGCCCAGAGACGACAAUGCCACAUUGCAUUAGGCUCUUGUUAAAUUUACUUAAAACAGACACAGAUGAAAGUGUGCGACAGUUAAUAGUAAGUCUGCGGGAAAUUUUCAACUGGUAUCAAGGUGCCAACUCCAAUUUGGCCAACGAUAAGAAAUCACAACUUGAGCUCUUCGAAUUCUUGAAAUUGGGUCUUAUACGAUCGCAACGUUUCUAUCAGUUAUGGCAGAGAUCUAUAUCUGGUUUACGUUCGAACGCAUUCAAAUCAUUUGAUUUGAUUAUGUUGCUUUUGCUGAUAGAUGUCAAUGAGGACAACUCCAUGUAUAUAGAGAAUAUACUUCGUCGACGCAUUAAAUUGGAGUACAUUACGGUGGAGAUACUUGAGGAAGUUAAAUUACACUAUCCUCAUAUAUUGGAGCAGAAUAUUAGCAUACUGAUGCAUCUACUGCAUGGUUUUAUGCGUGAAAAGAAUCGUGCUGUAUCGGAUUUUGCCAAAUCCGCUUAUGGCAUGCUUUUCAAAAUAUUCGAUUCCAUACAGAAAAGUAUUUUGAAAAAACUGCUCGAGCUGACGUGUGACAAGUCAGCGAAUCAUUUAACUACCACAGCUUUAAAUCUAUUACGAGAGCUUCAGUGUAAAAAUCCAAAAGGUGUUCAGAAUUGUGCCAUGCUCUUGAUACCAUUGCUUGAUCGUUUGAGUGACCUGACAUUAUCCCAAACACGUCUGGCCAUGGAUCUGCUUUGUCAUGUGGCAUUUCCAGAUCCUAAGCUAACGGAAUGUGUCCAAUUGCAAGAGCAAAUCGAUAUGGUGGUCAAGAAGCAGCUAAUUAAUCGGGAUGAUUCUGUGAAGAAGCAGGGAAUCAUCGGUUGUGUUCAGCUUGUAGAUGCAGUCGGACGCAUUGAGUCAAAUGAAAUACAGCCAGAUGAUUUUGUGUCGCGUGUGGAUAAUAUAGAUAUGCUGCAGGGGCGUGGCAAAAUGGCAAGCAAUUUGAUCAUCAUUACUCAAUCCUCAAUUAUUAAUAAUGCUGAAUUGAUGGCUCUAUUCUUUGAGGAAUUGGCAAAUGUUUUCUAUGAUCGCUGCACCAAUAACGAGAAUUCAUGUCAUCUGGACAAGGAUUUAGUUAUAUGGCUAUGUGAGGUGAUGACCUUUCGUUUUCAGAGUAUCUUUGUGACCGAAGAUGAGCCCGAUACAAUCAAAGGUAUUCAAUUGGAAUAUCAAAAAAAUAUUAACGAAUUGGACGAUUCAAAUAUCGAAACUGAAACUGAGGUACUCAAGAUUGGAAUCAAUAUAUCUAAGCUGGUCUUGGCCCCAAAAAAUCAAGCCUCUGAAUCUAUAUAUGUGAUGGCGCCACUCUUUAAUUUGGUCAGUGUACUUCACAAUUUACGCUAUCAGUAUAGUUUAGAAUCGAUAAAUGCCUUGCUGGGCUGUGCCAUUGUGUUGCCCAAAUUCAUUGAUGACGGCAACUAUUUGGCCAUCUAUGACAACUUUAGCGAGGAUCAGCAGAAAGCUGUGCUAACGAUCUGUUUUCACACCAUCAACUGGAUGAGAGUUACGAUCAGUGCAUUCACAUCUCAAAAGCAUCCUGCCACAAGGAGUCGUGUGCUCCUUCGUUUGGAUGAACUAAUACACUUGGAACAGAAGGUGAAAACGCUUUUGAAACAUGCCCCUUUGGAUUUUGUACCGCCACCAUAUCAAUUUUUAAGUAAUGCCAAACAAAUGGGAGCAAAGCAGACACAUCCAAAUGCAAGGACACUGCCCGCUGGUCGAGGUGAACACAAUGAAACAGUCAUGGAUCCAUGUGCCAUGGCCAAUCAGUCUACGUUGCCCGACAUGACCAUGAGGCUGGGACCUUGCAAGACCAUCAAGAACAAAAUUGACUUCGAGCAUCUGUAUAGCCAUCAGGAGAAAUAUAGACCGAUGGGUGCUGGCAUUAUUAUUUUGUUGGUUGAACAAAAAUUCACCCUUAAUUAUCCCUUGGAGUCCGAUCAGGUGGGACACUUUUUGGGCCUCUCAGAGUUUCGAUUUCUCCUCGUGGAUCUAGUGCAAAAACUCGAAGCUGCCGUUCUUGGACAGCACACGGAUGCCACAGAUGCUGAUUCGCAAUUGCUUCAUGUCAGCAAACCGGAGUAUCUUAUUAAUGAUCUUCAUACAUGUCUGCCAGAAGUGAAUAAGAAUUUAAUUAUCUUGGCUCAGGCAAUCGAUGAGCAGAUGGCUCAGGUAAAUAAUGUCUAUAGCAAUUUGGAUUUGUUCAAGGAGAGAUUCAAUUAUGUGAAAGCCUGCUUUGGUCUCUGUAUACGUUUAUUUGCCUUGUACUUUGCCUGGAACGAAUGGACCGAUAAAUCGCAUGCAGAUUUACUGCACAAAUCGUUAUAUAUGCUCAUGCCUGCAGACCAGUGGAGGGCUCUCAGAAAACAAACCGUUUCCAAAGUCGCAUCGCAAAUCUUUGAUUAUUUCAUCAAGUAUGAAAAGUCAGUGCUAACUUUGAGUACAACAGUUCAACUCCAUCGACUUGUAUGCAGUUUGAGUAAAUUUUGCGAUUCUGAUGAUUCCAGUCAACCUAGAUUCCAGCAAGCCGAAGAUACGCGCGAUCUUUGUGAAAAGUUUCUGCGUCGGAAAUGGUUCAAUUUCACGGGAAAUUUGGAAAAGGGCAGUCAAUGUAACAUUUAUUUGGAUGAGUUGGUCAAAGGUUUCCUUAAAAGCUCUUUGUAUGAUCGACAAAAGAACCUUUUGCAUGCCCUAAAACAGGAAUGUAUGCUGCUUAAUACAAAGGACAAGUCUUUAAAUUCAUAUCCCAACUUUAAAAAAGCCAAUUUUCCCAUACUAUUUCGUGGCGUGUGUGAGGUUCUUGUUAACACUUUGAGUGUCCAAUUGGGUGUGGAUACUGAUGGAGAUCGCUUUAAACUUUGGGAAUCAACAGUUGACCUCUUGAAUGGCCUACUAAACAUUGUCCAAAAAGUGGAACAGCCUCGAAACUUUUCAUUAUUCCUCAAGCACUCGUUGAUGUUCCUAAAGCAACUGCUCCAACAUGGAGUGCCAUUGCUGGAGACCAUUGUGCGCGAAGAUCCCACGCGUCUCACCAAGUUUUUGCAUGAACUACAGAAUGUCACAAGAUUCCUGCAUCAACUUUGCUGCCAUUCGAAGCUCAUCAAGAACACCGCCAUCAUAUCGUACAUACCCUCGCUGCGUGAAACUAUCGAAGUAUUGGUAUUUCGGGUCAAGGCUCUAUUAGCUGCUAAUAACUGCCAUUCGGCUUUUCACAUGGGCAACAUAAUCAAUAGAGAUUUGCAUGGCGAUGCCAUUACCACGCCGGUUGGCUCAAUUAUAAGCGAGGAGAACAGUGAUGAGGACAUACCCGAAGAUGAUGCCAGUGUGGAUGAGACUAUAAUGACCGAUGAAAUGGCUGGCAUUAGUUCCAGUUCGAUCAGACCAAGCACAAGCGGCGGCAGUCGUAGCAAAUCUUCGUCGCGCAGUAAAUGUUUCUAAGAACAAUUUAACAAUAAAAAACAUACAA